GAAUAGACACCACAAAAGCACUGACAGGAAGCGCGUAGCUAGAUGCUAACAGCAGACAACUUGAUUGGAGCAGCAUGGCUCUGAACGGAGAUGACGAGUUCGAGUGGGAACCGCCGACGGAAGCCGAGAUGAAGGUUCUGGAAGCCCAGCGCGAGCGGCAGAACAAAAUCAGCAAGUUGAUGGGAGACUACCUGCUGAAGGGAUACAAGAUGCUGGGGGACUGCUGCCAGCACUGCUCGACGAUUCUUCUUGAAGACCGGCAGAAGAACAUCUACUGUGUGGCCUGUCAAGAGCUGGACUCGGAUUUGGAUAAGGACAACCCAGCGUUGAAUGCCCAGGCAGCCCUCUCCCAGGUGCGCGAGCGCCAGCUAGCCAGCCAAUCAUCAUCAUCACCUCACCAAUCCAACGGAAACGAAACCCCGCCCCCUGGUCCGCCCAGCUCCUCCUCUCGUCCAAUCCGCACGCUGCCCCGGCCGGAGCACUGCGAGGGGGCGGCGUCAGGCCUGCUGCGCGCCCCAGCCGGAGCCCCCACCCCCCCAUGGCCCGCCAACCCUGUCACCCCCACCCCUAGCAAUGCCGCUCCCCGCCCCGGCAACGUAAACGCCACCCCUCUGGACCCCACCACUGCUGCAGCCUCCUCAUUGGCUGCUGCUAUCUCCUCCUCCUCCCCCCCUGGCGCCGCGGGCUCCGGAACCGGAAUCGGAGCCGGAACGUCAGCAGGCCUGAGGGUUCCGGGCCACCAUUCCGGCCCUAUUGUGAUGUCAGGGGCCGUGCAGCAGACGGUUCUGGAGGCGGAGCAAGCCGUGGUGGGCAAGAUGCAGUGGGCGGUCUGCCAGAUGUCUCACUCCGCCCCCUCCAUAGAGAGCAGCACACAGCUGUGUGUCCUCAUCCAGACCUGCGCUAACACACUGCGCACACUCAGAGACCUGCACAGAGACUAACUAGCACACAUGCUAUGCUGACACACACACACACACACACACACACACACACACACACACACACACACACACACACACACACACACACACACACACACACAGAACACGUAUACUGAUACACUGACACACACACAGAACACGUAUACUGACACACACACCGAGCACGAUAUACUGACAAACAGACACACAGGACAUGUAUACUGACACACACACACACACACACACACACACACACACAGAACAUGUAUACUGACACACGCGCACACCCACAGAACACGUAUACUGACACGCAUACAUAUAGACUGAUGUGCCCACACACAAUCACACUCACGUUCACCCACGCAUACACUCCUUUAUAUAUACACACACACACACACACACACACUGUCAGACUGACUCUAGCGCUUGUUCAUACGUAUAUACAUGCACAGUUACACACACACUCCUGCUCAAACUAUGAGGUUGUCAAUAAGUAGUGGAUAGACACAUGCAAAGGAAGUGUUGCCGUGUGUGUGUGUGUGUAGACGUCACCUCUGUUCCUGUAUCUCCACUCGAGUGUGUGUGUGUGUGUGUGUUUGUUCUAGAGUUUUCUCCUUCCACCUGUUUGGCUGCUACGUUGAAGCUGUAGUCAUUACUCAAUAAAGAGUACAGAUCAGAUCAUGGA
Molecule: messenger RNA, 1605 nt
Organism: Engraulis encrasicolus (European anchovy)
Lineage: Eukaryota; Metazoa; Chordata; Actinopteri; Clupeiformes; Engraulidae
Gene: znrd2
Product: zinc ribbon domain containing 2
Exons: 4
Coding region: 75-941 (288 amino acids)
Source: RefSeq, a predicted model, not a curated record